Pomacea canaliculata is the source of this 14106-nucleotide messenger RNA. RefSeq lists its product as uncharacterized. Lineage: Eukaryota; Metazoa; Mollusca; Gastropoda; Architaenioglossa; Ampullariidae. Gene Ontology annotation, biological process: protein phosphorylation; intracellular signal transduction. Bases 1112 to 5443 code for a protein of 1443 amino acids. The record is from RefSeq and is a predicted model, not a curated record. Gene Ontology annotation, molecular function: ATP binding; protein serine/threonine kinase activity. The transcript is spliced from 18 exons. Gene Ontology annotation, cellular component: cytoplasm.
CAGCUGGGGGAGUGGGCUUCUUUGCUCAACCCUGCCAGCUCGAUACCGGGCGACUAGAAGAAAGAGCGUGGUGACGAUAACAUCAUCGCUCAAGUCGAUCUGUCCGUUAUUUCAGAAGACAAUACAGGAGGAGGUGCGAGAACUGGCAGGGGUGGAUAACUGCUGUCUGUGGCAUGGCGUGACGUCUUCUGUGAAAAUUCCAGCACCGAACUGUGACCUUAAUGAAAUUCCAUCCAGCUGUAUAAUUUAGCCAGCAUCGACCAAUAGCCGGGCACGCCCGACCUGUGGAGGAAGACCGCGAGGCCAUUGAGAGACUGGGCGGAGGACGGAGAGAGGGAGAGAACAAGCACGAGAGGUUGGCGAGUUGUCAGCCCCUGGCCGACUGUGAGGGCUGUCGGAUGCUGGCAGCGGACUCACGAGCACACCACAGACCGCUACAACAGGUUGGCGGAUUCAAAAGUUUGCAGGCAGCGGCAGGCUGGGCGAGUCGAUGCGUGUCUCCAGGCAAGAAAAAUGGUGAAGAAGCAGGGUGCCUCGUCUGCCACGCUCGUCCCUUUUGGCGUCGUCGUCGACGUGUGCGUUGGAUUUCGCUGCGUGUGACGACGCUAGCGAGGCCGACGCCGAGGAGCACCGAAGGAGGCGAGCCUUCAGGCGGGAAGUUGUGUGUGCGUGGAUGCGCGCGCGUGUGUGUGCGUGUGCACGUGUGGAUAUGUGUGUGUUGUUGUGAGCCGACGACUUCACCGCUAUCGCCGUUUCCACCGCCACCCCUACCACCACCACCACUGACAAUACUACAACACCACUACCACGCCAGCGACGGCAGCCGCCUUGUAUCGCCAUCAUGGCAGCGCCAACGGUCCCGACUGUGGCUGCGCGGGGUUUGGCCUCCUCUACCCCAGUUCUCUUCAGCGCGGCCGGGUGGGUCCGCGCGUAAAAAGCUGUGUCCUACAAUCAUGUACCUCCGGACAACUGUUGCGACAACCAUCAUGAUGAAGACGACCACGACGCUGACGAUGAAGACCCGCGGCGGCUGGCAACGGUGUGACGUGUGGAAGUACCAGUAGUGGCAGCGCAGCAGCAGCAGCAGCAGGAGGAGUUCAGUGCAUUGGUCAUGGGGCGAAAGAUUCAGUGUAUUGGGCGUUACGCCAUGGAGGGGCACACCCUGGGCAAGGGCAACUUUGCCCGGGUGGAGCUGGCCCAUCAUACAGUCACAGGGUGCAAGGUGGCCAUCAAGAUCAUCGACCGCAGCAAGCUGAAGGAUGAUUACCAGAAGGAUCACAUUCACCGUGAAGCACGCAUCCUGGGCCAGCUGCGCCACCCCAACAUCAUCCGUCUGUAUGAGACACUCAAGGCCACCACACUGCACUGUCUGGUGCUGGAGUACGCGUCCGGCGGCGACUUACAGACUUACAUCCGCAUGCACAGGGAGGGUCGGCUCGGGGAGGACAAGGCCCGGCCCUUCGUCAGGCAGCUGGUCUCUGCACUCCAUUACCUGCACGAACGGGGCGUGGCGCACAGAGAUCUCAAGAUGGAGAACAUCAUGCUUGAUGAAAAGCGGAAGCACGUGAAGGUGGUCGACUUCGGGCUGAGUGUAACGUUUUCCAAGGACGAGCUGAUGAAGACCCACUGUGGGUCACCAGAGUAUGCGGCCCCGGAGCUCUUCGCCAAUAGAGAGAAGUAUGGCCCGGAGAUCGACGUGUGGAGCCUGGGGAUCGUGAUGUACGCCAUGCUUGUGGGUCACCUUCCAUUCACCACGCCUUACACCGACCACUACCGCCGCCAGAAGCUUGUCCAGCAGAUGGAAAAGGGGCUCACAGAGGUGCACUCUCGAGAAAUGACACACUUAUCUGUAGACCUCCAGGAGUUGAUGCGAAAGGUCAUUGAACCGCGGCCGGAGUCACGCAUCACUCUGAUUGGGAUGGAGGCGCAUUCCUGGGUGACAAGCAGCGGCAAACUUCCCUUCUUCCCCUUUCAAGCCUUUCCCCGCGACAAGACGCUGCGCAGCCAGGACUCAGAAUUAAGUACAGAUGAAGAGGAGACGGUGCACGAACUGUCCUCAAAGCUGGAGGUGAAGAAGGAGAUCGUGGAGCAGAAGGUUGGUGAAAGCAAGUCGGACGAGAUCUCUGCCAUGUACAACAUGAUGCUUGAUGUCAAGCGGCGGCAGCAAGGCCUGUAUGACAUGGACCACACGGCGAAGGCCAUGGAGCGGCGACCUGACGGACGUGCAAAGCGCAGGGCGAAGUCUGCUCAGACCCGGGGUACGGUGGACAAGAAAGAGAAGUCCAAGACGACCAAGGGAGUUGUGCCUCCAGCUCUCGUCCUGCCUCCCCCGGAGGUGUCCAUAGACGCAGCACCUCGCACAGGUGGAGAGGGUGGUUCGUCGGGGGAGCCAGAGACCCGCCUCACCUCCUUCGACUUCCUGGCUCUGUGCAGCACCCCAACCUGGCUCGGGCCUGAGAGAAGGAGAUCCAGACGCCGCUCGCGCUCCCCCAACCCCAUACCUCAGCAUAAUCAGACAGGGAUGUCGGUGCGAAGUAAAUUAAUGAGGGACUACAUGGAGCGGCACGGUAUCGAGGCAUCCCAUGCUGUGGCUGGCACGGCGGACCAGCACCAGGGAUCCAUACACGGACCCCAUCAUCCCAUCCACCACAACAGCCUGCACCACCCCCAUCACAAUCAUCACCACCACCAUCACAACCUCCACAGCAUCCACAGCAACCACGCCCCGACGUCAGCGGGGAUGAACUCCAACUUCCUGUCUCCGGAGAACAACGCUUCCAACCUGUCGGUGCCCGACGCUGAUGGCUACAACCCUCGCCUGCAGCGCGGCUCCUCCCUCAAGCUGUCGCGCCGUCGCGCGCGCUCGUGCGGACCCAACCACAAGCCCAAGUCUGGCUAUCAAAGAACCGGGUCCGUGGACACUCCCAACGGCUCGGACGCUCCGGAUGCUGGUGGCCCCAAGCUGCUGUGCGCCAAGUCCGACAUGUUGGCUCCUUCCUCGUCACCAACAGCCAUUGCUGCUGCCGCAGCGUCCUUGGCGGCAGCUUUUGGUGGUCACGCGGGGUCAAACAUGCUGAUGCUGCCGGUGCCUGGGCUGGCCUUCUGCAAGCCGCCGAUUCCUGUUACCAGACCCGCCAACCUGACCCUCAAGGAAUGCUACACUGAUCACGGGGAGACAUCCAGAAUCUCUUCCGCUCCUGACCCGUUUGGGCCUCCACCGCUGGAGGGUGCACCCCCUCCGUUCGAGUCUGCGGUUGCGGAAGGGAAGCAAGGUCCGGUGACCAGUGUAGAGGUGCACAUGGCGGCUUCACCUCUCCCUCCGCCUCCACCCAAUGUCCGAAACACUCGUGUCAACGGCAUUGCCCACCCGGCUUCAUCAGCCGCUGGAUCCUCCGGUCUCUUGCAGGUACCUACCAUUCAGCUACCCGGCGGCGCUCGGCUGGAGGUACCCACGACUCACCUCGCGAUAGACUCUUGGAGCACCGAGUCACUGUUUGGUGAUAGUGACGUCACACCAUCAGCAGAAGAGCACGUGGCCGUUACGGGGAAGGCAGCUGCCGCCAGUACUUUAAGGCCAUCUGACCUGCUGGACUGCAGUCAGCGGCCCGUGUUUCACCAACAAGUGCCCCCUCACCCCCUCUCCUUGCCCAUGCCCCUACUGGGGCCAAGGGAUGCAACUCUUGCCAACAAGCUAGUCAGCGCCAGAAGAGAAGAGGGGCCAUUACCUAUGCAAUUAAACCACUCGGCCCUAGAUCACCUAUUCGCCGGACACCACCCAUCUCUGAACAACCCACUGUCCGAUUCUGAAAGAGCGACGGAAAGAGAGAUGAAAGAAGGCCGGAGGGUUGACGAGAAGGAGUGUGUGGGUCUAGAGGAAAGUCUGGCCGCCAUGUCCGUGCAGGGCCUAGAGGGCGCUGCCGCCAUUUCAGGACAUUUCCACGAAGUCGAUGUGGAUUACCAUGAAGCUGAAGUCAUCGUCGACGAGGAUGACGAUGACGGUGCCGUCACAGGGGACUCCGAUGUCGACCACGUGACUGACUACUAUCCAAUCGGCCCCUCACGGCGUGGCGCUGCAGCAGUUCACGAGAGCCCCGCCAGACGGAACGACCUCCCCAGCCCCGACGAGAUGGAGGAGGACGCGCUGCUUGCAGCGACAACCCCCACCCCAGCACUCGCGCAGGUUUCGCAGCGCGAGGACGCAGGGUCAGCUGGGUCAGGGUCAGGCUCGCGGGGAAGCGGGAGGUCGCAGAGACGAACGUCCGGGUACGGGGGGACGUCGGGAGGAAAGACGAAAACCCCGACUACUCCACUGCCCUGGAUGGUGCUUCGAUCUCCACUGGCCCGCAUCGAAAGUUUUCACAGUGAUGAUUUCGAGUAUUACAACUCGGAAGAUUCGGUAAGGGGAGAGCAAUCGUCAGCAUCCCCUCUGUCAGCAACCACCCCCACUGUGCCGUGCUUCGCCUACAAGCUGCACCUGCUGCGCAGCAAGCCUCACAAGGUGAAAAAGCGGGAAACGGAAAACGUGGCGGCGAAGACAGCCAAACGCUCGUUGAUCAUGGACGGAGGGAAAAACGAGACUUUUCGGAGGUUCGAUCCUACAGUCACCGAUCCGCUUUUGAGUUCUGGAAGCGAUGUGGAGCAGACCGACGAGGCGGGCGAUAAGACAGCGAUGAUCAGCAAAGGGAAGGUUCAUCCCUUGAGCGCCGAUGACAAAGACUAUGACAAUGUCAUCAUCAAAGCGGAUACCAAAGCCAUCAUGUACAACAAUGUCAUCACUAAGCAGCCCAAACAGUUGCAGAAUUCCGUACCAAAGGCCGGGCGACCCCUUCUCAGUUUAAACGUAGACUCAAAGAAAAAGUCCAGUUCCAAAAGUUCUCCAUGGAAACGCAGCUUUGCACAAUUUUUGAAGAGAAAGCGGCAAAGUCCACGGUGCAACAACGGCAACAACAACAACAAUGACUGCGCCACGUCGCCGAUGUUGCCGGCCAACCACAACGGCUGCUCCCCCACCAGUCCGGUCAGCAAGGAGGUCAACAACGUGCAAGCCACUCUGACGUCCAUAGGCGUCAUCACAUCCGGGGACCUGCCAGGGGAGCGAACCGCGGACGUCAACUGCAAAGGGAGAGGACGCUUGCCCACGGAAAACAAUGUUGCAGACUAUCCGGCACCGGGGUCCUCGCCUGUCCCUCCUGGGUCCCCCGAUAUGGGGGUCGGGGGUCGUGUCUUUGACUUCACGCUUCUCACUGCUUCCCCCAAGGGAAAGUCCUGCCUGUUGUCAUGGGGAACCUGUGGCGACUGUGGGGUCAACGACCUCUCUUCCGAGGAAGACAGCGAAUGCAAUCAAGGCCGUGACCCCAAGAUGACCAUUGACUUGAUGCCACUUGACCUCAAAAGUGAUGCAGAGAGCAGACGCAACUGCAUUAUGUCACAUCAGUGCACGUGACGUGCUACUCCUGUCCUUGACCUCAGCCUGCACCCCUCGUCUGCCGGGUGCACCCAGAACUGCGUCUGAGAACAAACGUCCUGUACACGCACAGGGCAGGUGGCCUUGAACUUCGGAGUUGAAGGAGGAUGGUAGCAGGCGCCAGGUAUGUCUGGCAGGUGUUACUUUGAAGUGAAGCCUUGCCCCAGCCCCGCGAGUCUCGCUGUCUAACGUGUCCCUGUGCUUUUGUUUCCCUUUGAGUCCCUUAAAGGAGUUGUCCCUGCACAAUCUCAAACAGCCUUCAGGAUGGACAACAGAGAGCACGACAGAUUCGUGCAGGUGUGACGGUUGUCAUGCCUCACCUGCUGACAUUGUGAGCCGCUGAAAGUGCCUGGAAAGUUCUAUGUACACCAAAUGAUCAAACAAAUUGCCGGAUAGAAAACAAACAUAUUCGGGAAGAAAAUCAAACUGUAAAAAGUAAUGUUAAGGAAUUGAUAUACCUAGGACAUAAAUGUCUCACCUCACAACAGAGGAAUGGUUUUAUUUAUAUUGAGCUUUGUGUGAAUUUUUGUAGUAUCAACAUGUUUUUAAUGUCUGGUAUAAUCUACAAUUUUAAAGUGUCUACAGGCAGUGAGGAUGAUAGGUCAUCUGACAUGGAGGAGAAAAAUUGUUAGUUUUGACGAUGAUCUUUACCUUGGAUUUUCUGGCAUCGAUGAAGUUCUGUGAAUACUUCGAAAGACAGACAUUUUCUGUAAAUUAUUUCUUUUCCAGAAACAAAUGGAAGCAGCCACAAAAUUGAUACUAAGCAUGUAAAUAGGUGCCGACACAGGAUCGAUGUUUUGACAGAGAACAAGACUGAGUUUUGUUUACACAAACUUGCUUCAUCAUCAAUAAAAGUGUUUUCCUCUCUCUCUCACACACACACACUCGCAUACACAUACAUCUUGAUUGUUUACAUAUUUGUAACAAACAUUUGUUUAAAAGCUGCUUCGUUGCUGGUCCACUGAAGGAGUUUUGAGAGCCCCGUGAGCUUUUCGGAGAUUCGGAUGCAAGAUGCAAGAUGCAAGACCGAAACAACCAAAGAUCUUCCUACAUUUAUUUGGCUUCUGUCAGAGGCACCUGUCUCCAUAUUCAUUCUUGCCUUCAGACGACUGCAACGGACCGUAUCCUGGACGCAGGCAGCCACCCUCCCGUCCCCCGAAGACCAGCUCGAGUGCAUCGAACCGUGCGACACUAGCAGCGGGAGGGGGACUGAAGGGUCCGCGCUGGCUCAAAGAAUGCAAAUAAAAGCACGUGCGGUCAGCACUGGAAGUGAAGUUCAUGUGCCAAACGUCUACCAGGCCCGUUGUUACUAUUUGUAUGUUUUUUCCUCGAGAACAGCAAUAGACUCGCGUGCGACUCAUUUUGCAAUGUUACGGAGCGCAGUCACGUGUGCUACACUUUACUUUUGCAACAUUACCGAGCGCUCUGUCACGUGUGCUACACUUUAUUACCUGUUUUGUGGUGCUGCUUUCAGUGCUUCUGUUUUCUGCGCAUGCUCGCAAUGCAUGUUCUCGAAACACGACCGAGCGCGGGCCGCAAGGACCUGGCAGACACUGAGCGCUGUGCUGUGAUUGGAGGAUCAGGGAGAAACAUUCGCCUGCGCUUUUUGCUCAAAAUUUCGCGUCUGGCCUUUGACCUUUCCUCGCAUCCUCGGCGUCCAAACCGGCCGGACCAUGUGUAUCAGCGGGCAUCGCUGGUUCACGUGCUCCAACUAACCAAACCACCAGAGUAAAAGGACGAUGAUUCAAGAAAAAAGUACACAUAGCCUCCUGACAUUUUAUUCGCGAUUAAUUAAUUGUAUGCCUUGGAGUCCCCCAAACCUCUGAUUCUUAUUUUGGCUUGGCUUAAUUAAGGGUUUGACCCCUGCUGUGACUUGAAAGUGGUGAUAGGCUGACUGGCUUCUUAUCCCAAGAACAGUUAUGGUGUAGGUGAGUAGGAGAUGCUGAACACUUCAAGGUUUCGUCACACUUCUGUGUAACAAAAGCAAGAUUCUAAGGAAGCUUACUCGAUGAGAAAUUGUGAUGUAGAAAAUAAUGGUGCAGGGAGAGUUCUUGGCUUUCAGUCAUGAUCAAUGUGCUGAUUUAACUUCUUAAAUUAACGAUCUGUUCAUUUUGACUGAGUAGCCCUGCUUUCACAUAUACAUCGUGUAUUUAGCAUACAUUGGUGUAUGCCUGAAUGUGUGUUUGUGUGCCCGUGAAUAUGUGAUAUGUGUGUUUCAUUGUUUCGUGAAAUGUAUUAAUGAUUUUUAAGGUUUUUGCAUUGUUUUCUCUAUUAUUUUGUAGUUUGUUUAAAUUAUACAUUUCCAGCAUUCAUUCAUUUCAGUUUCAACGUUUCUUACAAUUUUUGUUGACUUGUUCAAACAGUAUUUCCCCUUAUUUUGCAGUAUCAUGUCCGUUACACCACAAGCAGUUUGCUUCGUUUUAAUUUUUCUCGAUAUUAUUUUAAGCAAGUAAGCGUCGUUAUGGCAGAGUCGUAUUGGGAAACAAUUUCGCACAGAUGGUUUGUCAUCCAUGGACUGACUUCCUUUACAUAGUUGAGCAAGUCAGCCACCGGAAGUAUGAUGGCGGUGAAAGAUACCUUCGUUGUGAGUCAGCCACAGACAGGUGAUGGUAGAGAUGGUUGAGUCAGCCAGUGGCUGCACGUGACAGGACAGGCUUCUUGGGAGUCAGCCACGGUCUAUGCUAGAGAUGGUUGAGAGUCAGCGUCGAUAACCCCUGGAGGUUGGAAUUGACUGACCUCCCCUAGAGGUAAUGCUCUGAGGUCUACACUGCGCAUGUCUCGUUUGACAUACAGUACUCGAUGUCGAGCCCCCCGUUUCAAACUUCUGUGAUAAGUCGGGCCUCGUUUCUUGUGACGCGCUCAUGCACGUAGCGCACCAAUGUGUUGUUUCACGUUACUGUACAGGUUUGUCCCUUCUCCUCCCUCAGCCUCCUCUAAUCUUCCAUACAGCACCGAUGCGCACGAACAUUACUGCCCAUCCCUAUCCUCCGUAUCGAAAUGAUAUUUACGUAUCGUGUGUAUAUUAUAUAUAAAUACACACAUACAUAAUUGAGACCCGUGAUGUAUCUCUGGAAUUUGUCUUUUAGGUACGCUACUUAUGUGUGACGUAUUUUAUGCACUAAAAAUAUUUUCCAGUAUUUAGUUUUUGCAAUACAAACUUGUAUAUACACCUGUUACAUUCAGUCUUCAGCAUCAUUCUUCUCACUGGAGCGGACAUGUUACAGCAAGUGGACCAUCUUUAAACACUUUUCUUGUGUGUGAGAGAGAGAGAUUGUGAAUGUGUGUGUGACUGCGUGCGUACGCGAGUGAAUGCAUUCAUGUGCACACACGUGUGCGUUUGUGCCUAUGGAGCUGUCAACCAUCGCACUGUUGCUAUGGUGACGCCAGAGAGACGGACACGCAGACAGGAUAACGAGCGAGAGAUUAUUUCAUGGGCAUUUAGCAGUUCAAGCAUUUAGAUGACUUUGCAUUUAAAAGACCGCAGAUAGAGAGAUCUGCUUGAGUUUCUUUGUAUAUACAUUUAUUCACAACAAGUCAAGCUUCACAGAAACCACACAGUCUUUCUAUGAUUUUGGUUGUCUUUAGAGAUGAACUUUGUGAAUAUUUAAUUUUGCUGUGGGGUGUUGUCACGCACCCAUAUGAAAGAUAAACAAAGGGAAAGUGUAACGGAGACAAACGCUUGCCAGAUAUCUAGUGAUUUCCAAGAAAAUCGUACAGCAACAACUUUUACAGCCUCUCUCCCAUGUUCAACUGCAACUCAGAAGCUGAUGUAGUAUUAAUAACUCAUGUCACUUUAUGAAUAAGAUUCGUUGAAAGCCAGUGAAAAAUGUACAGUUAUAUCAGAGAUGUUUUAAUUCAUCGCAUCUAUUUUGUUUCCUAUGCAAGGCAGAAUAUCUUCAGAGCUUUGUACCUCUCUAAUUCUAUCGUCACCUCGCCAAACACUUGGCCUAUGGUGCACCGUUGCAAUAUGAGUGGAAGAAGGUAAUUGUACAGUUCUAAGGAAAGUAAAUGCAAAAGUAGUAUCAAGGGAAAGAAAUCUCGAAUAACAGUCGAGAUUCCGAAAUCAUUAUAUAUUUUGUUGUGGUUUUUUUUUUAAAAAAAACUUCCAUCAUGUCAUACGUUGAUUUGUUCAAAAGUCUUUCCAAAUGAUCAAAUUAUGUGUCGAAAACAAAAGCGAUAUGAUGAGCAAUACUCGUAACACCUUGCAAGAAAUGUAGUAUCAGCAGGUGGAGCACCGAUGAACAGCAGCAGCAAGGUGACACGAGGAACACGUGACCAGAAACAACAAAUAAUCAGACGCACAAUAUGAAAGCAGAACACUGCUACAGCUUUUCGGAGAUUUUUCAGAUAUGAAACAGUCUGAAUUUUGGUUUGUUGCAAUCGAGAACCCACUUUUUAAAAAAAAAAAAAAAUAAAGUACAGCAGCAACACCACAACAGAAGGAUAAUCCACAUCUGUGAAUUCAUACAAGAAUUUCCGUAUGACUUCAGGUAGCAUUUGUUGUUGGUCGUCUGUGUAGUGCAGCAUUUCUGUACGUUAGACAACUCUUUAUGCAAAUUACUUUCUUUUUGACAUAUAUCGUUGAUUAUUGUUUUUUGUCUGUGAUGCAACAGUGAUUGUUUUGAUAGUGUACCAUACAUAUUAUACAGAUGUUAAGCUGUUGGACUGGAAGUAUUAUGAUUUGUGUAGUGUACAUACCUUGACCAGACAUCUGUUAAACAAUUUUGUUUGUUGUGAAUGUGCAGAUACUUGAACAUACGUUUGCAACAUCGUCCUUUCUGCACUGCUUUGAGAUUUGAGGUUAAAGUUUUUUGUGCAAAUACCUGAGAAAAAAGCCUUUUUCAGCUGUCAUCACAGCGAACCUUUACACUGGACAGAACUGUGACUAGCAAUGCGCCAACAGGUCAAUUCUUCAUUAGCUCUUGUAGUACUGGGAUCGUAUCCCUCUAUUUCCGGUCUCUUAUUUUCAGCUCUAACCCUAACCCUGGCGUAUCUUCCUACCUUCCUACCUACCCCUCUCCUAUCCUAUGUUUGUUAGUCGACGUAACCACUAAACAAUGUGUGCACUCAGAAUGUAUCUCUCAAAGUCUCGGUGAUCUUCCUCUCUCCCUCUCUCACUCACACAUACACACUUUUCCAUUUUAAUGCAUGUAGUGAGUAUAUUUUUUGUUCCUGCAACUCUGUUCCGAUAGACGUUGUUAGAUGUAAAUAAAAUUUAUAAGAAAGCGAGUUAGUGACAUUUGCUCAGAACAAAUUAUUAUUAUUAUUAUUAUUAUUAUUUUAAUAUUACUUGCUUCUCUAAGACUAUUAAGGAUUUCUUAAAGCCCCCACUCAGUGCACGUUCAUCAAAUAACACAAUUAAAGAGUUAAUGCCAUUGCACGGUACUUAUUUCCUUAAUCUGACCAAACGAUCGCUAUGGAUACAGUCCAACCCGCUAAUUCAAGUUGAACUAUGGGUGAGCACAUCGUCAAGGCUAAAGUAAAGGUAAUUAGUUGACUUUAUCCAUGUUCCAGCUUCACACCUUGCUAUGUCUGGGGGAGAAUGUGUUUCAGACCCUCGUCUCCCAAACUGCCAAGUUAUUCACUUAGGAAUCUGUAUAUAACAACCGUGUCAUUGGAAAAGUCCUGUCCACCCUGCUUUGUCUUGAAGUCAUGGCGUGUGUACAACAUUCCACUCUUAGUGAAAGUACUAAGGUAGCAUUCGCUCUUAAUAGAAACCAUGUGCCUGCAUAAACCUGAUAAGAAACUAGACGAUUUAUCAGUUUACAAGUUAGUGUGGCACUUGAGACAAUUUAAAACUCACCAUGAAGACCUCGGAUGCACACUAGUCUGUAGCAAUCUGCAUAACAGCUCGUAAGGAAGAUAGUAACUUGCCUACUAUCAACUGUAUCUCUGUUUAUCUUAUUCUAACUUAAAUAUUUUUUUAUUUAAAACAACUUCUGAUAGGAUUGUUUGAUGUCUUAGUUCACAGACUAUAUUCAGUGCAUAGCACCUUUCCCGUUAUUGUUGUUAGAAGAAGAAUCGAGAUAUCUUAAGAGAUCAGUUUAUUAGAGUAAGUGUGAUAUGGUUGUUUAAAUCGUACAACAAAUCUGCACGUUGGAAAAAUAAAGUAGAUAGUUUGUUAAUUGAUUUCAAUGUGAAAACUGCUAUGCCGUCCAAUAUUUUGGAAAAAUAACCCAUAAUAUUUUAUUGGCAGAUUAUAGGGAAUAAAGCAUAUUAAUGUUAACAUCAGUUAUCGGAUUAAAGAGAAAAGAAGCACAAGAUGUCUGGCAGUAGACAGUGAAGUAAGCUCAAUGUCCUGUGACAAGUGCUAGCUUGUUUAUAGUCUUGGUUGCCUCUAGCUGAGUGGCACUUACAAGUUGUUAUUGUCAGAUGAGUCAUUAAUGAAAGUUGUUACAUCUUACACAACUCAUUUUUCUUCGUUUUGCUUCGGACGAUGUUAUUGAGUAUGUGCAUUGUUUAGUAUUUCCAAUGUUGUUUGCAUGCUUGCUUGCGUAGGUGCAAGCUCAUAGAAAGGGUUUUAUUUAGCUUUAGGUAUGUAGUCACUUUUUCAUGAGUACGCUUAGGUACUAUAGAAGUUUAUGAAAAGAGAAAUAUUUCUUAUACAGAGAUAGAAAUAGUUCUGAACACAAUAUAACUCUGGAUUUUGAAUUUAAUGUAAGCACGAAUUCUCAGAAAAAUAUAGUUCUCAAUAAAAUACAGUAAAAACAUAAUUUAUAAAAUUUUCAAAAAUUAUUGUCUUUAAAAAAAUUGAAUUAUUUUAAAUGUACGAAAAAUAGUUCGGAAUAAGACUUUUUAAAGCUUAAAUCUUAGUCGAAUUUUCUUGUUUUAAAGAUUCAUAUCUCUUAUCUGCUCUCUACUUCAGAAAUCAUAAUGUACUAGAAGAUUUUUCAAAGAAAGGACUCAACUGUCCUUUUCUCUGAAUAUUGGCAACAUGCUUGGAGUAAUGGUUAGUUCUCGUCUACUUGACUUUCUCGGACUUCGUUGUAUUUCUCUUUUCUCUUCUACUUCUCCUUUGCUGAAGUGUGUGAAUCUUUUGCAUAACAAUCUGUUUAUUUCGCUAUGCCAUGUGAUUCGUUGACAGCAAACAACAGAGCGCGUCUGAGUUUUACCUUUCCUUUACAAUCUUCUCAUCGUGUACAUUCUCUCCUUCACGCGCGCGCGUGCAAUAUGUCAGUCUCUCUGUACAUGUAUUUUGAAACCACUUCGCCUCUUAUUUCUCUCCUAGGCCAUCACCAAAUUCUUGUUAGCAUGCUCAACAAAAAUGUCGCUAGUAUAUGAAACUUUUUCAGCCAGGUGAAAUCAAGUCGUUGAUAUUUAACAAGCCAAAGUGUGCCCCAUACUUUCCGAUGUAAAUCUGCAUAACAUAGUGUUGAGGGGGCAGCUGUUUGGGUUGCAUGAUGAGUGGAUGGGGGUUGUUAAUCAAGAAAAAAUGGGUGGAGGAGGGCAUUUUGUUCACCUGAGUCUUGUACGCAUGGCGAGUCAGGGUGAUCACCGUUCUUUCGAACUUAACUCUACAGCUUCUCUGUACGAAGAUGUGAUAAGAAGGUGUUUUUAUUUUGUUUUUAAGUGCCAUUUGUCAGUGUGAGACAAUUUUGUCUUUGACUUUGAUAAUACGUGUGUUUUCCGCUCACGAAACUCCUGAUUAUUGUUCACCUAAACUUUCAACUUCAGCUUGUCUUUGAUGUGAUAUAGCUCAUCAUUCUGUGAAUACAACUUAACAAGCGUUUCAUUAGACCCAAGCAUAUGAUCCAGUAGUUUCUGUCAUUUACAACAUUCCAAGACUGAAUGAUUAAUUUUUUUAUGGAAGAGGCUGUCAGCUUGCUCCGAAAAAGAGGACCUUGUAAAACUCUUUGUUCCUCCUCUCUGACACAAGAUACAAUAUGACCUAUUCAUCUGUUGAUUGUUUUAACACAGAAAGUAUGUUAACCUCAACUUUUAUAAAAGACUCUUGUAUAUUGCAUAUCUUUAAACCAAGAUUUAGUCUUUCUUAAGUCAGUCUACUGUAGCAUGUUAAACUAUUCCCUUAAGAACACACUCCAUAAUCUUUACCACAAAGACCUUAUAAUGAAGACGAUAUACUUGUACAAAAAUCCGAAUUAAGGUGUUUUAUUAAAGUUUAAUUAGUCAAACAGUGCGACAAAAAAAAUUUUCUCGCGUAGGUUUGAACACUCACCUGUAAAGAUUUUGUUUUUGUGUCCUAAAGUGGAAAUUUUACAAGUCAUCAGUUAUUCCAAUGUUAAUUAAAUUGGUUUGAUUAUACAUAUACAUUAUGAUUUUACCUGCAUAUGUGAUAAAGUUUAAGGAUAAUAUUCAUUUUUGUGAUUGAAGUCUAAUCAAUGGAGUUAAAGUUUUCUUCUAGCGGAUAUUAUUCUUCAGCUGUUUGAAACAAAACGAUGUAGCAAAUUUGUCCGAUCGAAACAAAAGAUAUGGCAAAUUUGUCAAAUCCAAACGAAAGAUACGAGAAAAUUGUCAGAGCAUGCUAAGCAGACGACUUCCAAGCGUUGAAGGGGCUUCCAGUCUUUGUGGGCCGGCCCCCACACACCCCACUGGUGGACUCCCUCCCCAUUCACUUUUUCUCAUGGUCCUGUAUGAACAUUUGCAUUUAUGUGUAGAAAUAAAACAACUUUUUCCACACUAAA